Molecule: messenger RNA, 573 nt
Organism: Ilex paraguariensis (yerba mate)
Lineage: Eukaryota; Viridiplantae; Streptophyta; Magnoliopsida; Aquifoliales; Aquifoliaceae
Source: the annotation of a GenBank genome assembly
AUGGAAGGUGGAAACGCACCAGCACGUAAAGUGAUGGUGGUUGCGGACCCAACCCGUGAGUCCGCGGCUGCACUCCAAUAUGCUCUCUCCCAUGCAGUGCUUGAGAAUGAUACAUUAAUUCUCCUCCAUAUUGAGAAUCCCAACACAUGGAGGAACACAUUUGGGCUCUUCAAAUGGCCAUCAUCACAAGCUGCCUCUACCACUGCUCCUUCAGCCGAAGGCUGCAGAGGAGAUUUAGACUUUCUUGAAGCAAUGAAGCAAGCAUGUGAGAUUGCCCAGCCGAUGCUACGCGUGCAUGUGGAGGUGGUGGAAAUGGGCAGCAAGGACAAGGCUUAUGUAAUUCUUUCCCAAAGCACGGCACAUGGAAUUGAUCUGCUUGUUAUAGGGCAGAAGAGGAGUCUAUCCAAUGCACUACUAGGGCCCAAGCGGAAUGUAUCGUUAAGAGGACUAGACACAGCAGAAUGCUUGAUUCAGAACAGCAAAUGCACCUGUGUUGCAGUGCAGAAAAAGGGCCAAAAUGCAGGCUACCUUCUCAACACGAAAACCCAAAGAAAUUUUUGGCUCUUAGCAUAA